Messenger RNA from Eremomyces bilateralis CBS 781.70, 1299 nucleotides. RefSeq lists its product as uncharacterized. Bases 1 to 936 code for a protein of 311 amino acids. The record is from RefSeq and is a predicted model, not a curated record. Gene Ontology annotation, biological process: protein import into mitochondrial intermembrane space. Gene Ontology annotation, molecular function: protein-disulfide reductase activity. The transcript has 3 exons. Lineage: Eukaryota; Fungi; Ascomycota; Dothideomycetes; Eremomycetales; Eremomycetaceae. Gene Ontology annotation, cellular component: mitochondrial intermembrane space.
AUGUUACGGCUUGCGUCGCAUCAGCUCGCGAGAGCUUCGUCCCGCUCCGUACAGCCCGCAACCCGCGUGGCCGGUCGUCGAUUCGCAAGCUCCGGCGCGGCGAAACCCCGAAGCUGGAAGAACUUCGCGGCUCGCCUCGGCCUGGCUGGCGGCGCAGUCUAUCUUUACAACACCAACAAUGCUGUCACCCCACAUCCGAUAAUCCCUUCCAACACCCAGCCCGAACAGAACGAACCCGAGACAUUGCGGUCCGUCGAGGACAUCUCAGCGGAGCGACGCAAACGCAAUGCUGAAGUUCAGAAAGCAGAUGCGCCGCCACCAUCAGACUCGGACUCGGAGCGGACAGCAGUCGCUGGAGCAACUGGAGCCGUGGAAGAAGUGGCCGGUGGCAUCGAAGGCCUAGAAGAAGAGGCCGGCCAACAAGGGGCGUUUAAUGAGGAGACCGGAGAAAUCAAUUGGGACUGUCCUUGUCUGGGCGGCAUGGCCGAUGGCCCAUGUGGAGAGAAUUUCAAAGCGGCAUUCAGCUGCUUCGUCUACAGCAACGAAGAGCCCAAGGGUGUGGAUUGCAUAGACAAGUUCAAGAACAUGCAGGAUUGCUUCCGGCAAUACCCCGACAUCUACGGCGCCGAACUCGAGGACGAUGAGGAGCUAGAGGGGAUAGAGAUGGGAGAGAAAGAAGCGGCGGCUGCUGGAGCGGCGGUGGAGCCCCCUGAACUCGCCGCGAUGGACGUGGCUGGCGGCGUGAAGCCACCAAAGAACGAUGCCGAUGUUGUUGGAGCAGUUGCAGCGCGAACCGAUGCCACGAACGACGUCAACCCUCCACAAGCACCGGCAAGGGAAUCAGCGGAGAAGGGGCCGGCGGAAUCAGCGAGAGAUGAGGAUCCAAAGGGUGUUACACCGGGCGAACCUGAUGCGACCACCGAUGCACAGAAAUGAUCAAGCAGGAUUGUGUAUAAAAUACUGUAUAUGUGGCCGGGUUUCCUUACAUCUGGGAGCAUCCAAACUGCAUAUUAAGUAUCCCUCAUGAUAGACGGUGACGUUCUCCAAUCUUCAAUGUACGUUAGGAUCAAGCGUUUUUUGAAUAGAGCUUGCGGGUUUCGGAUAGGGAAUGUGGUGACCUAAUGAUCCACAUGUGCGACAGGCACAUCUUCUCCUGUAUCGCUGUAUCACCUACUAGUUCCAGGUAUCUGCAGCGAUAGUGAGAGAGCUGUCAACGACAUGGAAGCUCAUGUCCACCCCACCGACAUUAAUUAUUGGUUCCGCGUUUCCGAAAGCGUGAGUGUCGGUAUAUCGCGCCCG